Pararge aegeria (speckled wood butterfly) is the source of this 2444-nucleotide messenger RNA. RefSeq lists its product as uncharacterized. The record is from RefSeq and is a predicted model, not a curated record. The transcript has 7 exons. Lineage: Eukaryota; Metazoa; Arthropoda; Insecta; Lepidoptera; Nymphalidae. The coding region runs from base 558 to 1427 and encodes 289 amino acids.
GUUUGUCUGUAGACGCGUACCAUCGCGCUAUACAAAACUCCUUAUUCAGAGCGCUAGCGAGUCGCGAAUUCGUUUUUAUUAUUUUUAAUUUGGCUUGUAGCCAUUGUAUGGAGCGUGAAAAACUAUCAUUAUUGGUGUUAGAGAAGCGUGAGGCGCUCGCGGGAGUGUCUAAGGAACUCCGCGACGAUGACGUCAUCUUCUCUGACGAGGCGGCGGUGGAUCUCGAGUGUCCGAGGGCCUCGAGCGACCUCGGCCCCGACGAGGAGCAGGCCGACCCUGAGUCGCCCCCAGUGGGCCGUUGGGGCGACGAGUGGCCCAGUUGACUCGAUGAGUGCGACAUCGACUCGGGCGUGCACCACCUGACGCCGACACUUCCGCCCCCCCGGUGGGCGCGGCCGCUGCAACCGAUCCACCUAACGAAGGAGACCUAUGAGGACCUCGUCGCCCAGUCCGAGGCGAUAUUAAGGUUCCUCCUCGUAUACAAUAACUACGACUCCGUGAGCAACUUCAUCACGUUGUACGAUGCUUUCCAAAAGACUAACCAGCCCUUGUUCGAUAUGUACGAGAAGUACUUCCCGCCUAUCAUGAGAAGGAAGAAAACAUGCGUGGGUCUCGCCAUGGAGCUGAAAACCAGGUGGCAGGCUUUGGAUAACCAGUUCCCAGGGUUUGCGUUGGCUACCUCUAUCGUAUCUUGCGAGGAAGCAGUCUUAGAUGUAAGGGAUUACGUGAUGAUGGGCAAGGGGCCGGACUCUGUGGCGUACGCGGAGAAGGAACACGUACUGGUGUGCGUGCAGGUGGUCAUCGAUGGCCGCCCGGGCGCCAUGCUCGCCGACCCCGGAUACCAUCUCCCGAGCUUGAUCAUUGUGAUGCAUGAUCAAAUUCAUCCGCAUACAGGCUGGUUCAAACAAUCAGAAGAACCAAAGUGCCGUAAAGACUUCGAGUACAGUUACAACCCGAAGAACAGCAACUAUGUGGAGUGGAGAGAGCGAGUGACCCGUGGCACUGACGUCAAGGUCCAGACCUCUCUGGUGUACGUGGCGCAGCCUUUCUUGGACUGCGUUCAGAUCACAGAAAAACGGAAUCUGGUGUAUAACUUCAAAAGUUUGCUAGCCCGGGACACUGAUGGGCGCCUGGUAGCCGGUAUGUAUUUCCCGGUGGGCAGCGACACGGAGUCUGCUACCUUCACCAUCUUCACCGACGACGGCACGGAGAAGCGGAGAACCAAGUACAACUUCAGCGACUUCAGAGAACCUUUUAUGGUACAACGUUCCGUAUUGGACGAGCUUGAGCAGUGCAGUGUAAAGCUGCGAUUCAAGAGGCGCGGCCUGCUGUCCAUAAUCACCAAGAUCGCCCACAUCAUGGCCGACCAGUCGUUCGUGGAGCAGAUGCUUGAAAUAAACGAGGACAUAUGCCGCAUGUAUCUGUGACAAGAAGUCGGGCGCAAUAUGGCGCCCGUUAAACCUGUCUGAAUUCACAUAUUAAUCAAUUUAUAUUCAUCAUCACUUCAGCUGAUUGACGUCCACAGAAGGACGCAGAUGGUCUUUUGUAGGGAAUUCCAAAAUCCAUUGUCCUGGGUCACUUGUUUCCAGCGGCUCCCGGUGACUCGUUUGAUGUAGUCUAUCCAUCUCGGGCCCCCGACACUUUGUUUACUCAGGACCCCAACGUCCAUUGGUUCUCCGAGCUAUAUGUCCCGCCCAUUGCCACUUCAGCUACGCGACUCCUUCAGCUAUGUCGGUAACUCUAGUUCUUCUACGGAUCUCUGCAUUUCUCAUAGCUCUCUCAAUCUCUCAAACCCGCUGAGUGGUUCAGAGCCUUCUUAUGAGGCCCAUAGUAAGCAACGUUUCAGAUCAUUAAUUCAUCACUGGCAACACGCACUGUUCGAAGUUUAUAUUCAUUUGUCGCAGUAAAAAGCAACUGUAACAUCCACUACUUGACCGAGGUGAUCAAAAUUCACGGUCUUCUGCCAAUUAUAUCUAUCUAGAGCAUCAUUGCAUCUCGUUGAGUUGGUCUCUCCACCUAAUGAAGGUCUACAAACGUACUAUUGCCACUUUAGCAUUGCAACUCGUUGAGCAAUGUCGACAACUUUGGUAUUCAACCUUACUUGAGCCUUAGGACUCGCUUUCUGUGGGAUUACUGCCAUCGCAGCUUUAUAUUACAACCCUUAAAAAAUAAGGAUUAAAUAUAAUUCUGGAAAUAAGAGCGUCAACAUUAAAAUAACAUUGCUUAAGCGAUGGUAGUAAACCCAUGAAGAUCCAUAUUUACUCGUAGUAUAAGUUAAAAAAAAACAUGAAUAUAAUAUUAAUUUAAUUGGUGAAUGGUUAAAUUAUAUAAUUAUGUGGUUCCUUUGGCUUUCAAUUUGUCAUUAUAUAUUAUGGUUAAAUCAAAUGUAUCUUUUGGUGAAUAACAUAUUAAUUAUAUCUCACUAAUUAAAAGAUGUAUCCCGA